This is a messenger RNA of Eufriesea mexicana, 1076 nucleotides long. Its product is annotated as toll-interacting protein. The record is from RefSeq and is a predicted model, not a curated record. Gene Ontology annotation, biological process: ubiquitin-dependent protein catabolic process. Lineage: Eukaryota; Metazoa; Arthropoda; Insecta; Hymenoptera; Apidae. Gene Ontology annotation, molecular function: ubiquitin conjugating enzyme binding; ubiquitin binding. Gene Ontology annotation, cellular component: cytoplasm.
CUCUUAAGAUGGCGUGCCAUCACCGUGUCAGAUGUAUGUUGUGAUUAUUUCGAUGCAUUAAAAAAUACGUGUAGUUUGACAGGUUUCACUUAUAUCGCAGUUGAUUGUAUUACGAAUAUUAAUAAAAAACUUUUAAUCCUGUGAAGCUUCGGAUAAUAUUGUUAUGGAAACCGACAGACGAUCAGAUUUAUACGAAGAAUGGAAAAGACGGGCUUUUCUUGGUCCACUUCCCCAAGGAUUCCUAAGAUUGGAAAAUGCGCUUCAUCAACUGCAAAUGCAAAAUAUGCCAGCAAUGCACGAGCCUUAUGUUGGUAGACUUAGUAUAACAAUUGUUCAGGCUAAACUUGUGAAGAACUAUGGAAUGACAAGAAUGGAUCCUUAUGUGAGAUUAAGAGUAGGUCAUGCAGUAUAUGAAACACACACAUGUUCAAAUGGAGCAAAAAAUCCGCAUUGGAACAAAGUUAUACAAUGUUAUUUGCCACCAGGAGUCUCACAAAUAUAUGUAGAAAUUUAUGAUGAAUGUUCCUUUGUAAUGGAUGAAUUAAUUGCAUGGGGGCAUAUAGAUAUUCCAUCACAAGUUCUCCAAAAAGGAGAAACAUAUGAAGAUUGGUAUAUGCUUAGUGGAAAACAAGGAAACAAUCAAGAAGGAGUGAUAAAUUUAGUUUUUAGUUACACGAAUAAGUGCCAUCCAGCACCUCCAAUUAUGAUGGUUCCUUCUUCGACAAUGUUUGGCAUGUCACAAUAUGCACCAGUUAGUGUUUAUACAGCACCACCUACAGCUGCAGUACCACCUGUAGUUCCCAGUUCUAUGCCAAAUGCUGAAGUUGAAUUAAAACAGAUUUCAGAAAUGUUCCCAAACAUGGACAAGGAAGUAGUAAAAUCAGUCUAUGAUGCAAAUAAUGGAAGAAAAGAUGUAACUAUAAAUUCAUUACUCCAAAUGUGUGAAUAAGUAAUUUUUUAUGCAAAUUACUAUUUAAUUCCAAAGGCCAUAUUUGUAUUUUCUGCUAUGCUGUAUUUCUUUUAAAAUGUAAUAUAUUUGCAAAUUAUUGCUAUGCAUUUUAUGGUACAUCAACACU